CACCCUCCACUCCCGCCGCCCUUUACCCUCCUAACUCUUCUUCUCACCCUUCACCACCAGUGUCGUUCGCCGUCCACCAUCGCCUCGUCGUCUCCUCCACCGCGACCCACUCCCAGCUGUCCACCAUCGCCUCGCCGCUCCUCCACCGCGACCCACUCCCAGUAGACCUCCCAAAUCCAGCAACCACCAUCGCCUCGCCGUCUCCUCCACGCUCUCCCCUGCCGACCCACGCCGACCUCCCAAAUCCAGCUCUCUGAGGGAACCUCCCGCAUAGCUCACUGCGACUCAGCUCUCUGAAUUCGCAAACUCUUUUCUGGUUUGACCUAGCUCGCGUUUUGGGAGAACUCUUAUUUGGCUGGAAGGUGAUUCGAAAUGUUCUUCAUUUUGUGGCAAAGAAUGGGAUUCGGCGGUUGAAUUUUUGAAAUCGGAAUGCUGCAUUCUUGAAUCUUCAGAAUCUAGCUGUCCAUUUUGGGUUGGGAAUCGAGUUUGCAAAAUAGAUGAUCUCGAUCAGGAGAUAGGGUUUAGAGUUUAAACCAUGAAGGGUAACAGAAGGAGACGAGGUGUGAAAGGAAUCGACAGACUGAGUGACCUGCCAGACGGAAUUUUAUAUCACAUUCUCUAGUUCCUGGACAGCAAAUCUCUCGUCGGAAGCAGCAUUUUGUCCCGGAGGUGGAGAUGCGUCUGGAAAGAAGUUCCUGUUCUCAAUUUCAAUGGACGCUCGUUGUGGACGAAGCGGGAACGACAGGGUUUUGUGCGACAUGUCGACCAAGUUCUAUCCCACCGCUCCGACUGUAAUGUUUGCAAGAUUGGCAUAUUGUCUGAUACAGAUAUGGGUAUGCCUGAGAGGAUGUUCUCCGAUACAGAUAUGGGUAUGCUUGAUAGGGUGAUAAAAUAUGCAGCCUCUCAUGGUAUACAACAGUUAUCCCUUGAUGCUGCCUUGCUACCCGGAGAUUUCGACUUGAUCUCUACUUGUUAUCAAUCGUUGAAAGUUUUGGAAUUACAGCAAUCACAGUUGGACAGCACUGCAUUUGGGUUGUUGUCCUGUUUGAAAAUGCUCGAUACGCUGACUAUAAGCAUCAGUUUCUUUGACCUUUCUGGUGUGGAAGGGCCGCAUGACCCUUUCGCUGCUUUUUCCAAAUUGGAAAACCUGAACUAUUUGAUUGCUAUUCUAGUAGGGACGAGAAGGGGAUCUGUGUGUUGACUCAGGCUUAUGACUUGAUGAAACAUCAACCUUCUCCUUUUAAGCGACUGAAGUCCUUGAGUUUGCUGUGUUCCAAGGGAUCUCCUUUCGUACCUUACAAAGUGAUCCGUUACUUACUUGAAGGCUCCCCUGAUGUAGAAGAUCAAUCUAUUAUGGUUGAACAGGUAUGUGGAUAAUCCUAAACUCUAUUCCAUCUGUGUUUUGACAUACGCUGAGUUCGUAAUGUUACACACUAGUUAGGUGUGAUUGAUAACACCAUGAAUGACACAUGGAAAAUGCACAGAGUAAUAAGCUGACUUCAGACUUAAAUUUCAUUAUUUUCCCCAUCAUUUCAUUCAAAUCUGUGAGCAGGCAGCACCCGUGUAUAUGCGUGGAAAUAUUGUUGGUGUCAAUCUCUAAUAUUGCACGGCACAGUAAGCUGUUGUGUUGUGUUAAUUGCAGAGGCCAAUUCCUAGACAUCGAUCAUGAUCGCCAGUGCCAAAUCUGCCAUGAUGCGAGUUUCUGCCUUUCCAGCCUCGUGUUGCAGCUACAAUAUCUUUAUCAUAUCCAUGCCUACGUUUUUUUCAGGUGACAAUGACAUACUCUAUCUGAAUGCAGCUCCUGAAAUAAGGUUGAGCAGAUAUAAGAAGUUUAUUUCUUGACUUAAUUCACUUCACACUUGAUGUACGAUACGCGGCUUAACCCGCCUUUGUUGAGUCAUUUAUGGUAUCAGCAUACGAUGGAUAAUAGUUUCUUGUUAUUGUAUUAAUGCAGAGGCCUUUUCCAAAGUAUCGAUGUUGCUCGCUUAUUCGUCAAUUCAAGAUCUGAAUCUUACUGAUCUCUGCACUUAUAAGGAAAGGAGUGGAUCAUAGCUUUAUCUCCAGGCCUUUUGAUACAAACCCUAUUGUAGUUUGUUGCUAAUGGGAUAGACUAAAUAUGUAAUAUGUGUGUAAUUGUUCUAAUGUUCUUGUACCUCGUCAAACUAGUCGCGUAGCCUGUCACAGCUGUAUCCUCUUGUACUCCAGCUUCAGCUUGUGCCUUUUUGCGGGAGUGGCACACGUUUGGUUCUUCUCAAAGGCCAAGGUGUCUGUAAUUUGUUGUGAGUACUGGCCUUAUAGACCAAUCUAUUGCCUUUAUCGGGUUGCUAAUGUUGAUAAGAGUUUUUAGGUUUAUAUUGUACUAGGCAGAGAAUAGGGAUGGCAAUCAAACCAAUGCGCACGG
Molecule: messenger RNA, 2401 nt
Organism: Linum trigynum
Lineage: Eukaryota; Viridiplantae; Streptophyta; Magnoliopsida; Malpighiales; Linaceae
Source: the annotation of a GenBank genome assembly